AUGACUUCCGAAGGCCCGGUGAAAGAGCACGGAAAGCGCCGAGUUGCUUACUACUAUGACUGUAAGUCAAUCGUUUUUGAAAAGUGAAAACGAAAUACGGUUUCAGCCAACAUUGGAAACUACUACUAUGGACAAGGACACGUUAUGAAGCCGCAUCGCAUUCGGAUGACUCACCACCUCGUACUCAAUUACGGCCUCUACCGCAACCUUGAGAUCUAUGUUCGUUUGUUAAAAUCUUUUUCGAAGUCAAGAUUGUUUCAGCGGCCUUUCCCAGCGUCUUUCGAUGAAAUGACUCGGUUCCACAGCGACGAGUACAUGAGUUUCUUGAAGACGGCCAAUCCCGACAAUAUUAAAUCCUACAACAAGCAGAUGCUCAAAUGUAAAUAUUGAAAACAUUUUUAUCUAGCAUUUUUUUUUACAUUUUUUUCAGUCAAUGUCGGAGAGGAUUGUCCACUUUUUGACGGCCUCUACGAGUUUUGCCAGUUGAGCAGCGGAGGAUCCUUAGGUCAGGAAGACAUUUUUGUCUAGGAUUUUAGUAGUGUAAAUAAGGUAAAAAAAUUUAGUUGACUCGGUUUCUCAAUUGGUCAGUGAUAGCUCUAGAUCGCUCCAGAGCUGUGAAUACAAGUGGUCUUUUAUUUAUUGUUAUUUUUGAAUUUAAAACUUUGAGCCGAAAAAUAGACACCUAUCAAUUCUUUUUGUUUCCAGCCGCUGCGACGAAGUUGAACAAGCAAAAAGCGGACAUCGCCAUCAACUGGAUGGGAGGUCUUCAUCACGCAAAAAAGAGCGAAGCCAGUGGAUUCUGCUACACCAACGAUAUUGUGUUGGGCAUUCUCGAGCUCCUCAAAUAUCACAAGAGGUUCGAAUCGCCCAGCUUUAUCCAUUCGAAUGUCUCCUUGAAGAGUUCUGUACGUGGAUAUCGACGUCCAUCACGGCGACGGCGUCGAAGAAGCCUUCUACACGACUGACCGAGUGAUGACCGUCUCGUUCCACAAAUACGGAGAUUUCUUCCCGGGAACUGGAGACUUGAAGGUUCCAACAACCUUUAUGGAGCCCUCCAAGCCAAUCAUGUUCAGGACAUCGGAGCUGGACGAGGUCGGCUCUACUCGGUCAACGUUCCUCUUCGCGACGGAAUCACAGACGAGGCCUACCAGAGCAUCUUCAUACCGGUAAUCUUGGAAGAGACUUCUUCCUUCUCAGUUUCUCCUUUCAGGUCAUGUCGAAGGUGAUGGAACGGUUCCAGCCGUGUGCUGUCGUUCUUCAGUGCGGCGCUGAUUCUUUGAAUGGCGAUCGUCUUGGACCUUUCAAUCUCACUCUCAAAGGUCGGUCAGCCUGUUUUUCCUUUUUUUUUAUUCGAAAAAUCGUUUUGCAAGUUAGUUGAGAAGUCUGAAAAUUAUUGAAGAAUGCCAUAACUGUUUCGAGAACGUCUUAAGGCACAGACUCGUUCUGCUCCAUUCGGGUCUAGGCUGAGUUGGCUGUGAUUAGUUUCAACCUUGUAAAAACUUUUUUCGAAGUAACCGAAGUCGUUUCCCAAAAAUCACAGAGAAAAAAAUAUACGAAAUAAUUUUUACCACAUCUUUUUUCUAUAAAAUGAACCGAUUUCUUUGAUUAUAAGAAAUUUUUGUGGAAAAACAAAGUGCUGAAAAGUUCUUUUUUGAGUAUUUGAAUAUUCAGUUCACUUAGAAACAUAGGAAAAAACUGCUUUCUACAACCUACUCUCAACUUUUUCAGCUUUUUUGAGUUCAGUUUUUUAUAGGUGUUUGAAAAAUGCAUAUGCUUACGAUCUGUUAGAAAGGCUUUCGAAAAACGGAAGUUUUAGGACAUGGAGAGUGUGCCAAGUUCUUCCGGAGCUACAACGUGCCAUUGAUGAUGGUCGGCGGCGGAGGCUACACUCCGAGGAACGUCGCCCGCUGCUGGGCCUACGAGACUUCGAUCGCCGUCGACAAGGAAGUCGCAGAUGGUUUUUCUUUCCUUUCCAUUCGAAAAACCUCGAAUAUUCUUCAGAUCUCCCAUACAACGACUACUUCGAGUACUUCGGUCCCAACUACAAGCUGCACAUCGAGGCGUCCAAUGCGACCAAUGACAACGGUCUCGACUACUUGAAGAAAAUUCAGUAAGAUUUUUCCUCUGAAUAAAUUUAACGGAUUUUUUUUUCUCAGGGAAUCCGUCAUUCAGAACCUCGACAAGCUGACGUUCGUUCCCAGUGUCCAGAUGAGACGUUAGUUGAUGAAUCUUGUGGAAAGCUAUAUAUUAAUAUUUCUUCAGCGAUACCUGAAGACGCCCUGAAGUGCUUGAAUGACACCAGCCUCGGCAAAGAUAUGGCCAAUCCUGAUGUUCGCCUCCAUCGUAAGUUUUCUCGAAUUUUUGAGCUAGGAAAAAAAAAUAAGAUACUUACAGUUGUGGUUAUAUAAAUAUUCAGAUGGUCAGAAAUAUUUUUCUUGAUCAUCAAGUUUCUCCUUCAAAAGACAAAAAAACUAUAUACCAAGAGCGUAACAGUCAUUUUUCCAAAAAUUGUCUUUUGGGGGUGUCAAAUAUAUUUUUAGCGAUUAUUGAGACUGCGCAGAUUAGGUUAGGCACCUCGUAAUUAGGUGCGAAGAUAUGGAAAAAAGGCGAUUGGCAUUGAUUCUUCACAUUUCUGCAAACAACAGGUCGUGUCUGUCUGGGAGUGUAUCACACAUCAUUAGGUUGAAAAAAAUCAAGUUUGUUUAUGUUUAGUUUGAAAGGACGAUCUACAUAAGAACCGCUUCAAAAAUUGACAGAAAUUGCAAGCUUUGAAAAAAGAAAAAAACUGUUGCAGCUUCGAUAAUGGACAGCGCGACAGAGGACGCUGGAGAAUAUUUCGACGGCGAAAAAGAAGGCGACGACAGAAGGAACGAGCACAACGCCAAACGGGCCGCCGGAAUCGACGGCGAGGUUCCACCGGAAAAGAAGGGAAAAGUCGACGCGUGA
This is a messenger RNA of Caenorhabditis auriculariae, 2946 nucleotides long. The record is from the annotation of a GenBank genome assembly. NCBI's taxonomy places the organism in Eukaryota, Metazoa, Nematoda, Chromadorea, Rhabditida, Rhabditidae.